GCUUCGCGUCUUUGACCUCUCUUUCAAUGAAUUCACAGGGGAUUUGCCCGCAAGCUUUUUCAAUAAUUUUAAAGCCAUGAUAAAAGUGGAUGGACAAAGUAUACAACAACAAAUUUACCUAAAUCGUAUCAAUUACUACCAAGAUUCUUUGGUGGUAAGGUUGAAGGGCCAAGAGCGUGAAAUUGUUAAAAUACUAAUCAUGUUUACUGCCAUUGAUCUCUCAAGUAACAAAUUUGAAGGCCAUAUUCCAAAUAGCAUUGGAGAUCUUCUUGCACUACGUGAAUUAAAUUUAUCACAUAACACGUUCACCAGCCUCAUCCCAACGUCUCUUGGAAAUUUAUCUGUGCUUGAAUCCUUAGACCUUUCUUCAAAUCAAAUUGGCGGAGCAAUCCCUGGACAAUUGACAAGUAUUACAUCGCUUGAAGUGUUGAAUCUCUCACAUAAUAAGCUUGUGGGAUGCAUACCUCAAGGCCCACAAUUCAAUACAUUUGAAGCGAAUUCAUUCCAAGGAAAUGAUGGAUUGAAAGGAAAACCUUUGUCACAAGGUUGUGAGAAUGGCAUGGCACCGCAACUUCCUGCACCAAAUGAGCUCCACCAAGAAGAUGAUUCUAGUUUUUUGAGCGGAUUCACUGUAAAAGUUGGGGCAAUGGGGUAUGGUUGUGGCAUUCUUUUUGGAUUAUUCGUGGGAAGUCUCAUGCUCCUAACUGGAAAGCCAGAAUUCAUUACAAGUUUUGUUGAAGAAGAAGGAUACAAACUAGUAAUGAAGCUCAAACGAAGAAGAUCAAAGACGGGAAGAAGAAGAAGAAGAAACUAG
This is a messenger RNA of Ipomoea triloba (trilobed morning glory), 814 nucleotides long. Its product is annotated as receptor-like protein 9DC1. NCBI's taxonomy places the organism in Eukaryota, Viridiplantae, Streptophyta, Magnoliopsida, Solanales, Convolvulaceae. Bases 77 to 814 code for a protein of 245 amino acids. The transcript has a single exon. The record is from RefSeq and is a predicted model, not a curated record. Gene Ontology annotation, molecular function: protein binding.